This is a messenger RNA of Xiphophorus maculatus (southern platyfish), 1658 nucleotides long. RefSeq names its product tubulin alpha-1B chain-like. Lineage: Eukaryota; Metazoa; Chordata; Actinopteri; Cyprinodontiformes; Poeciliidae. Gene Ontology annotation, biological process: mitotic cell cycle; microtubule cytoskeleton organization. Gene Ontology annotation, molecular function: GTP binding; structural constituent of cytoskeleton. The coding region runs from base 136 to 1491 and encodes 451 amino acids. The record is from RefSeq and is a predicted model, not a curated record. The transcript has 4 exons. Gene Ontology annotation, cellular component: cytoplasm; microtubule.
GCCUCCCUCCCAUUCAGCAGUUGUUGCAUCGACCCCGUUGGGUACAACACGCAACGCAAACACCCCGUUUUUUACAAAGCCUCCUUCUUGGCAUUUUCUCCUUCUCCUCUUCCUCCUUGAACCUCAGACGGAAAAAUGCGUGAGUGCAUCUCCAUCCACGUUGGUCAGGCCGGUGUUCAGAUUGGCAAUGCCUGCUGGGAGCUCUACUGCCUGGAGCAUGGGAUCCAGCCGGACGGACAGAUGCCCAGUGACAAGACUCUUGGAGGAGGAGAUGACUCCUUCAACACCUUCUUCAGUGAGACCGGAGCAGGGAAGCACGUCCCCAGAGCCGUUUUUGUAGACUUGGAGCCCACUGUCAUCGAUGAGGUUCGCACUGGAACUUACCGCCAGCUGUUCCACCCUGAGCAGCUGAUCACUGGGAAGGAAGAUGCUGCCAACAACUACGCCAGAGGACACUACACCAUUGGAAAAGAGAUCAUUGACCUGGUUCUGGACAGGAUCCGAAAACUGGCUGACCAGUGCACAGGCCUGCAGGGCUUCCUGGUCUUCCACAGCUUUGGUGGAGGAACCGGUUCUGGUUUCACCUCCCUGCUGAUGGAGCGUCUCUCUGUGGACUAUGGAAAGAAGUCCAAGCUGGAGUUCUCCAUCUACCCAGCUCCCCAGGUGUCCACAGCUGUUGUGGAGCCCUACAACUCCAUCCUGACCACCCACACCACCCUGGAACACUCCGACUGUGCCUUCAUGGUGGACAACGAGGCCAUCUAUGAUAUCUGCCGCAGGAACCUCGACAUCGAACGCCCCACCUACACCAACCUGAACAGGCUGAUCAGCCAGAUCGUGUCCUCCAUCACUGCGUCUCUCCGUUUUGAUGGAGCCCUGAAUGUUGAUCUGACUGAGUUCCAAACCAACUUGGUGCCAUACCCUCGUAUCCACUUCCCUCUGGCCACCUACGCCCCUGUGAUCUCUGCAGAGAAGGCUUACCACGAGCAGCUCUCAGUGGCUGAGAUCACAAACGCCUGCUUCGAGCCGGCCAAUCAGAUGGUGAAAUGUGACCCUCGCCAUGGCAAGUACAUGGCCUGCUGCCUACUUUUCCGUGGCGACGUGGUGCCCAAAGACGUUAACGCUGCCAUUGCCACCAUCAAAACCAAACGCACCAUCCAGUUUGUGGACUGGUGUCCCACUGGUUUCAAGGUUGGCAUCAACUACCAGCCACCAACUGUGGUUCCUGGUGGUGACCUCGCCAAGGUCCAGAGGGCUGUGUGCAUGCUGAGCAACACCACUGCUAUUGCAGAGGCCUGGGCUCGGCUGGAUCACAAGUUUGACCUGAUGUACGCCAAGCGUGCAUUCGUCCACUGGUAUGUGGGUGAGGGAAUGGAGGAGGGAGAGUUCUCCGAGGCCAGGGAGGACAUGGCAGCUCUGGAGAAGGAUUAUGAGGAGGUUGGAGUCGACUCCAUUGAGGGUGAGGGAGAGGAGGAAGGAGAAGAGUAUUGAAAAAACCACAAUAAAGUUGAACAGGAAAUAAUUUGUCACAACACAUUCUUAAAUGCAUUCAAACCAGAGAUGUUUGUCCAUCAAAGUAUCAGGUUUGCUGUUUGAAUAAAACUCCUGAAAUUGUCAAGUUUGGCUUUGUUCUGAAUAAAAUCUCUGUGAUGUGAAAA